Molecule: messenger RNA, 882 nt
Organism: Arachis stenosperma
Lineage: Eukaryota; Viridiplantae; Streptophyta; Magnoliopsida; Fabales; Fabaceae
Exons: 1
Coding region: 1-882 (293 amino acids)
Source: RefSeq, a predicted model, not a curated record
AUGCACGAGAUCCAGACGGUAGCUAAAGAAUAUAUAAACGAUAAGGAAGUCAGCCGAGUCGUGGCUGCCAAUAAACGGCAGUCCGGCUACAGCCAAUCUCGGCAACCCGGUAACGGAGAAAGACUGAAAGAACAAACCAGGGAGGAGGCGCCAAACAAGGCUCCCAGGUCGUUCCCCCGGGUCUGGAAAUUCGCCAACUACACACCACUCACUCUUCCCAUCAUGGAAGUUUAUCAACAAAUAGCCGAGAAGGGGAUCCUGCCGAAGCCCCGACCACUCAAGGACCGUACGGGAGGGAACAAGAACCUCUAUUGCGACUACCACAAGGGUUACGGCCACCAAACGCAGGAUUGCUUUGACUUGAAAGAUGCACUGGAACAAGCGAUAAGGGAAGGCAAGCUAGCAGCAUUCUCCCAUCUUAUCAGAGAGCCGAGGAGACGCUAUCGCGACCAUGACGAAGAAGCCAAAACCCGAUCGGCAAAGCGGCGACAGGAGCCAGAAGAUAGAGACCACGGCCUCACUGUGAUAAAUGUGGUAACGGCCAAAAACACCGCGCCAAAAUCCCGAUCGGCGCACAAGAAAGAUGCUAAGGUCUUGGCGGUCUCCUCCUCGGUGCUGCGAAACUCUAAGAGGCCUCCGUCCAUUUCUUUCGGCCCAGAAGACAAAUGGUUCGACGACGCCCCGGAAAACCCUCCCAUGGUCAUUACGGCCAGAGUGGGAACCGGCCUCGUCAAGCGCAUCCUUGUCGACACAAGGGCUGAUUCAAACAUCAUGUUCCGCAACGUAUUUGACGCGCUGGGGCUAAGAGACGCCGAUCUGACGACCCACCAACACGGGGUCAUCGGAUUGUGGGCGACCACUUCAUUAAACCUGACGGAGUAA